Molecule: messenger RNA, 270 nt
Organism: Diutina rugosa
Lineage: Eukaryota; Fungi; Ascomycota; Pichiomycetes; Serinales; Debaryomycetaceae
Exons: 1
Coding region: 1-270 (89 amino acids)
Source: RefSeq, a predicted model, not a curated record
AUGGCCGACUUGCGUACACUUCUCGCCGAGCUCGAAACGCCUCUCGACGAGGCCCGCGCCACCCAACUUAUCCCAGUCAUCCACCAGUGCCUCGGCGGCGCCGUCACCCUGAGAGACAUCAACACGUUGAUGUACUUGUUGCGGUUUCUGCCCGCCACCCGGGAGGUGGUGCUCCAGGACUUUGAAGCCAACGGCAUCAAUCUUGACAUCGACUACAUCCAGCUGGUUUUGGCGACGGCGGUGAACCCGGUGCCGAUGAUCACCGUUUGA